This is a messenger RNA of Arabidopsis arenosa, 1289 nucleotides long. Lineage: Eukaryota; Viridiplantae; Streptophyta; Magnoliopsida; Brassicales; Brassicaceae. The record is from the annotation of a GenBank genome assembly.
UUCUGUCUUCUCCAUCAAUGGCUCUCGCCGGAAAACGAUUAAAUUGAGCGAAGAAUUUAGAAUUUCCUGUAAUUUUGUCCCCGCUUCACUUCUCCCCUGCCGGAAUGUCGCUGCAUUUGUGAGUGCUUCUGCUUUCAGGGCUAUCGAUGGAGAUGAAAUACCCAAUUCAAUCAAUUCGUGCUUCAAUCCGAUGCGCUUGGUGGUACCCAACUGCGAUUUAUUGGAAUCUCAAAGAAUCUAAUUCACUUGCUUCUUUGAGUUCUAUCAGACAAUUGGAAUUGAAAUCUGUAGGUUCAUUGUACAAUGUGUUUGAGGUUGGUAGCAAAGAAGUCAAUUCAAGUGUUUUGGAAGUGAAGGCUAUGAACAAAGAUACUGAAGCUGAUAGUGAUAGUGAUAGGAAGAUCAAAGAAGAGGAAAGGAGAAGGAAGAUUGGAUUAGCUAAUAAAGGAAAGGUUCCAUGGAACAAAGGAAGGAAACACAGUGAAGACACUCGAAGACGCAUCAAGCAGAGAACAAUCGAAGCUUUGAGAAAUCCCAAGGUUCGGAAGAAGAUGUCUGAUCAUCAACAACCACACAGUGAUGAAACCAAGGAGAAGAUACGAGCUUCAGUGAAACAAGUUUGGGCUGAACGGUCAAGAUCAAAGCGAUUAAAGGAGAAGUUCAUGUCAUCGUGGUCGGAAAACAUUGCAGAAGCUGCAAGGAAAGGAGGGAAUGGCCAAGUAGAACUCGAGUGGGACAGCUAUGAAAUAAUGAAACAAGAGUUUUCAUCUGAGCAGCUUCAGUUAGCUGAAGAGAAAGCAAGAGCAAAAGAACAAACCAAGAUGAUAGCGAAACAAGCUGCACAAGCCAGGACCGAGAAGAUGAGGAGAGUUGCAGAAAGAAAGAAAGAACGUGAAGAGAAAGACCGUCGAGAAGGAAAGAUUCGAAAGCCAAAGCAGAAAAGGGAGAAUCCAACCAUUGCUUCACGUUCUAAACUGAAGAAGAGACUAACAAAGAUUCACAAGAAGAAAACAAGUCUUGGCAAAAUCGCUGUUGGAAGGGAUAGAGUAGUUUCAGUUGCAGCUAAACUGGAGAAACUGGAUUUGGAACUGAUAAGGAAAGAGAGAACAAGAGGAGAUAUCUCACUUGCUGAUCAGAUCCAAGCCGCCAAGAACCAACGUGGAAAUGAUGUUUUAUCGAGAUUUGGUCUUUUUGCCAUGAAAUCAAUGGAUUUUGAUUGACUCUUUUCAACUACUAGUUUUAUAGACUUCUUGUGCCACUAAAUACUGAAAUAAACAAGAUUGACUUGA